Rhagoletis pomonella (apple maggot) is the source of this 3828-nucleotide messenger RNA. RefSeq names its product DNA replication licensing factor REC (gene rec). The transcript has 5 exons. The record is from RefSeq and is a predicted model, not a curated record. The coding region runs from base 332 to 2929 and encodes 865 amino acids. Gene Ontology annotation, molecular function: single-stranded DNA binding; single-stranded DNA helicase activity; ATP binding. NCBI's taxonomy places the organism in Eukaryota, Metazoa, Arthropoda, Insecta, Diptera, Tephritidae. Gene Ontology annotation, cellular component: nucleus; MCM complex.
CAAAAGUCUGUCACACUCGUUCUGUCCAAAAGAGAUUGCAGGAACAGUUACAUAUCGCACGUAAAGGGGCUUUCCGAUACUACUUUUUUCUGUUUAGACGGUGAAUGCGGAACGUCUAGUCUCAAACUUUCUCCUUCAGUUAUAUUCGAUUGGCAACUCGGUAAGAUGUCAGACAACAUCCAUUGCCUACCAUUAGGCGCCUUGAACAAAACAGAAGACAGCAAACAGCUGAUUUUAUUUGUCAACAUCGGUACAACAACGCGGGUUCAUUUUAAAUUUUAACUUUAAUUUAUAAAUAAAAGUUUUGUGGGACCUUCAUUAGUCAACAACAAUGAAUCGGCGAAUUGAACGUGCUCCGGGACGCUUCGUCCGAGGCCGGGCACAUGGAGGAGGCGCUUAUCGUCCGUACUUUUAUUUUCGUCGCAACGGUCGGACAAUACCAGCUGGUGGCCGGGGAGAUUGUCAGGCAGCAGGAAGCGCACCGAGAGGUGGCGGUUGGCGUGGACGUCGUCGUGGAUCACAGCGUAACGAUAAUUCCUUGACACAUCCACCAGACAUCCGCUUAGAUUCGUCGUUCCUGCGACCUGAAUGUUAUGCAGCGCCGGAAGAUGCUCAACAUAUGGCACAAAGCAUUGCAGUUAAUAUGCCCCUACAAUGUCCCGGUUGGCAUAUGUACUUUCAACAAGAGCCGUACAAGGAGGCAUCGGAAGUAGCCGUACGAAUUAAGUCAGUGGAAGAUUACUAUAAUCGACAAGAAGCGCUUUAUGAUUUGAAGCAAAUACAAUUUGCAAAGUGCUUUAAGUUGGAGGAGAAUAAAGUUACUGCGGAUGAAUUACUUAUGAAAGCGUGGCCACAUUUGAAACAAGAUAUGUUGGCGCAUACGCACCGCACAUUGGCAACAUUCGGCGUCGCUAUGCACAAAGUAGUGACAUUGGCAACGGUGGAUCAUUUGUCGAGUCAACGAGCGUGUAGCAAAGAUGUCUACGUGCCGCGCUGCACUCUACCACGAAAGAUAUACGUGAGACCAGUGGGUUUUCAAGAACUUAGUUUAAUAUCUGAUGUGGAUACUUCGGUUGUGGAUAGUAUGUGCAGAGUACGCGGCGUAGUGUCUGCUAUAGGGCCAGUAGAAGCGAGCGCCUCUUGGAUAGCUUUCAAAUGUUCGCGAUGCGGGCAGGAGCAAACGCUAAAGCAAAGUGGAUUCUAUACUUCGCGCCCAUAUAACUGCAAGCGCGAAGGAUGCAUAGCAAAGAAGAAUUUUAUAGAGCAACGAUCAUCUCCUUUUACUCGCAUCACUCCUUUGCAAAUAAUACAACUUCAAGAGAACAAUUUACAGUCGCCUGGCGACUCUGAAAUGGGAAAUCAAAAAACCUUAGAUAUCGAACUAAGAUAUGACUUAGUUGAUACUCUCGUAUCUGGGCAAGAUGUAAUCAUAACGGGUAUACUUAAAAUGCAUUCAUUAAUCGACGAACAAAAUACAUAUCCCAAUUCCGCUGAGCCUGCGUGUAAAAUCUAUAUGAAAGCAGCCUCCAUAAUAGAUGCAAAGAAGUUGGGCCACAACUUUACUCAACGUGAUCUCGACGCAAUUUCAAUGAUAAACUCAGAACCAGACAGUUUUAAGCUUCUGGCACAUUCCGUGGCGCCAGAGCUGCAUGGCGAAGAGUUGGUGAAAGCAGGUGUGUUACUAUCACUUUUUGGUGGUGCUGGCUCACAAAUACACAAUGAUUCAGAGAUUAAUGUGCUAUUGGUUGGCGAUCCGGGCAUUGGCAAAUCACAUUUACUAGAAAUGAGUGCAAAAGUUUCGCAGAGAGGUACGCUGCUCAGGGGCAAACGUUGUUCGCCUUCUACGCAAUCAUUAACCACAACGCUUCAAGGCCGCACAAAUCACAUUGUCAACUCUGGCGCGCUUAUUACUUCCAAAACUGGCCAUUGUGCAAUCGAUGAUCUUGAUCGUUUAGCUUCACAGCAAGACAUUCUAUUGCAAUUGAUGCAAUGUAAAACUGUUUCAUUACCAUUGCCUAAUAUAUAUACAACUAUUGCGAUGCCCACGUCCGUUAUUGCUGCUGCCAACUCACUGCGUGGUCAUUACGAUCGUUCACGGCUACUGACAGAAAAUACACGUUUGAACAAUUCAUUGCUGCAGCAAUUUCACUUAAUAUUUUUGCUAUUAGAUAAGUCUAAUAAAGAUUUGGAUACGUCUUUAACGGAACACAUCAAAGCAAUGCAUGAUGGCGUAAAGAAAAGCUCUGCGAUUGCUUCACGGUUCGCUAUGAAACCAAAAGGAAAUAAUUCAAUGAAUAUUACCAUCAGCGAUGAUGAACUGGACGAUGACAAUUAUGAUUUGAGUGAUCGUUUAAAAUUAAAAUAUAUAGAAUUUGAAGAGGAGAAAUUGGAUUUACUGCCACCAAUAUUAUUGAAGAAGUUUAUCGCAUAUGCUCGCCAACAUAUGCGUCCAUUAUUAAGUGAUGAGUCUGCCGAAACUUUAAAAUCCUUUCAUAUGGGUUUGCGAGAGAAAGGAGAUGAAGAAAAUCGUUGCACUGUGAGUACAAGUCACCUCGAGGGUCUCAUCCGACUCUCACAAGCCCGUGCGCGCAUUGAUUUCUCGGCGGAAGUGACGAAAGCGCAUAUACGCGAUGUUCUAUGCAUUGUGCGACACAGUAUUGCCGAUACAGUGACGACCGAUUAUAUAGACACAAAUCCAGCGACAGCAAGCGCAUCCACCAGCCAACGAAGUACAGUAAAAAAGUUCAUACAAAUGUUGCAAAUGCGUUCGAGCGCCUUGGGUCGGCGCAUAUUCGACUAUGAUGAAUUGAAAGAUAUGGCAACGCGCGCGGGUAUAUCGUGUGGCGUCAGCAAUUUGGUAGAGACUGUAAAUUUGCAAGGAUAUUUGCUGAAGAAGGGUCCAAAUAUGUAUGAGGUGAUGACGGAUUAGUGGCGGAGGAUGAGGUGAAUAAAUGAUAUAUGUACGUAUUUAUGUACAAUAUUUAAAUGAUUUUUAGUAUUAAUAAUCAAAAUAAUAUAAAGUCUUCUUAGUGCCGUUUUCCAAGCAAGUUUUAAAAUUUAUCUGCCCAGAACAAAAUUUGUGUUUAAAGGGCAGAUAAAUUUUAAAACAUACUUGAGAAAACGGCUUUUAAUUAGGGAAAGUGAUUAUCAGUAUUUUUUUGUUACUUACAUACACAUACAUAUUUUAAGUUACACUUAUGAAGUAGUUUUAUGAAAUAAAUAAAAUGAGAGAUUUGAACUUUUAUACUACAUACACAUGCCGUAAAAGAAAUAUGUAAAUACAAAACAGGAAAAAUUAAAAUUUUGAUAACUUGCUUGGGAAUCGCUUCUACGAUGGACCACAAUUUUUACGACGAUUUCUAUACAAAGAAGCUUCAUACUGGUAUUCACGGGAAGAUAAGAGGGUUGGCAAGAUGCAGAUAUUCUGAUUCCAAGGACUGGAUAUCUGCUCUGAAGGAACGGAAUCUGCCCUUGACCUCGAGGGCGGGGAAAGAAAUGGGCUUGCUGUAAUAAGCCUUGAAACAAACUUGCAAUUCCAAACGAUUUGGCUCACGGUGUACUAGGGUGAAUUAUAAUUUUUAGCAAUCUUAAUCUUAAUCUGUAAAUUAAAUUCUACAAAUGGUGUUAAGAGUUAUCUUUGUGUCAUUUUGAUAGAACAACUUAAGUGACUUUAGAAGGUUUGAAUUUGGAUUAAAAAAAUAAUAAGUUGCACUUAAACAAUUUUAUGGUUUUAUAAGGCUUCUAUUAAUAGGGCAGUUCAAUGGAAUAUUCAAGGUAUUCAUGUAAACUAGAUAUGCCAGAUCGAAAUAAAAAAAUCGAUUUUUGAAU